UCUUCCAGGAUUGUCUUGGAUUUAACUCCAUCUUCCUUGUCCCUGUUGAGGCAUCCCGUCAGCAUGAUGCUGCUACCAUCGUGUUUCAGAGUGAUGUGAGCAGAGCAUCUUCCUCCAUGUUUGCAGUGCCCCCGACAUGGCUUGUGGCAAACUGCGAGGGACUUAUGAAUCACUGUUAACAAUGGCUUUCCUCUUAAUCUUCCAUAAAUUCCAGGGAGGUGGAAUAUGUGACUGAUAGAUGUCCUAUAAAUGCAUUCUCCCACCUGAAUUCUGGAUCUGUGCUGCCCCUCAAGGAGAACCUUUCUUUUCAGAGUUUUAUUUGUUAAAAUGGUUAAAAGCAACAUAUAAUUUCUCUUUUAUUCACAGUUCGGUGCUACUUUGUGUUUGUCUGAGGCUUAAAAGUCCAAUAAAAGAAAUUGAAGUUUGUAAAAAUUGUUAAAAAGUUUAGGGGUGUGAAUAAGGUUUGUAAGGACCUAUACCUUGUUAAUAAUAGAGUUGUCAUUAAAGACAGUGUCUUUGUGAUGCUUUUAUUUAAAAACUUUCUCCUUAAUGCUUCAUCUGAGAUUAAUUAAUUGCUGCUUUUCCAACAACUUUUCUGUUCUCAGCUGCAAACAGGACAUUUGUCAUGGUGUUGGGACACUUUUGGUCUAUGUGAAGAGUCUUAAGGGUUUGGGGGCCAUUCGAGAUUCUGUCUGGGAUCUUUUAUCCACAGACUCCAUCAGUCAGCACUGGGGUAACGUAUGUCAGCAGCUCCUAGGGCGCCCCCUGGCUGUGUGGGAGGACUUCUUGCAACAGCUCUUUCUUCAGCGCCUGCAAACCAUCACCAAAGAGGAAACAGAAGCCAUUGCAACAAUCUCGGUGCAGCUCCUCACCUCAGCUGUGAGGGACCAAGAGGGCCAAACCAUCCAGUCCUCCACAGGUAGCAACCCUGUCUCCAUUUCUGGUGCUCAGUAUGAGGUGGAUGUGGCCUCCUUUCUGUGGUCAGAGACUCCAGGGGACCUGCUGAGUGAUGCAGCCUGGGUCAGUGUGCCCCAGCGGUGCCAGAAGCAGCAGCAGAGAAGUGGCCUGGCUAUGAAGACACAGGCACUGACACCUUGUGUUCAGAACUUCUGCUCCUCUUUGGAUGCAAAGCUUAAAGCCAGGCUUGAUGACCUCCAGCACUAUCUUCCUUCCCAAGAAACAGGAUCCAACUCCAUCUCAGCCACAGUGUCUUCUUCACGACCUCCUGACUCCUCUUUGUUUAACCGCUACACGGACUCCUCGGCAGUGGAGGAAGCUCUCCGUGAAGGCUGUGUGACCUGUGUUCGCCAUAUUCUUUCCUCCAUCCGCUCUGAACUGGACUCUGUUCCAGCCUGUCUCAGCUCUGUCCUUUUCAUGGCCAGGUUGUGCCAGUCUGUGGGUGAACUAUGUCCCAGCCUGAAGCACUGCAUCCUGGGAAAACAGAGCACAGUGGAAGCCCCAGCAAAGGGGACCCCAAGACAGGGCAAGAAACUGGGCAAAUCCAAAGCUGCCACAGAGGUCAGCCCAGUGCAAGCCAAGUGGGCGGGGCUGAAGGAGGAGCUUCUUGGCUGCAGCAUAGAAGCUUACCGCAUCUGGAGCUCCGCCCUUGCCAAAGGGCUGGUGGAAACAUUUGGUGCAGCUUUGCUGACAGAGUCUGCUGGUGCAAUUCUGACGACUACAACAAGUUGGGAAGAUCUGGAGAUCCAAGAAGAGUCUGAAGCAGGGAACAGCGUCACAUCUAAAAUCAGUCUUCCAGUUCAGCCAUCUUGGUUUGUGCAGUCUUUGCUGUUCCAGCUUUGCGUGGAGGUCAACAGAGUGGGGGGACAUGCCCUUCCCCGGCCGACCCUGCAGGAGCUGCUUCAGGCCUGUCUUGUUCAAGCUCUGCAUCACUAUGACCUCCUCACAGAGCAAUCACAGGACAGAGAGGGUGUCCUCCCCAUAACUCAGAACCGAGCCUUGCAGUUGUUAUUCGACCUUCGAUACCUCCACACCACACUGAGCAGCAGACUGGAGGAGGGCAAGACCUCUAGAUCCCAGCAAGACCCAAGAUUCCACAAGAUCUGUGAUUGGCUGGAAAGCUUCAUUGACCCCUUUGACCUGGAUGUUUUUACACCUCCACUGAAUGCCAAUCUCAACCGGCUGUCCCAGAGGACCUCGGUGCUGCUUGGGCUCCUGACUGGUUCUGAGAAGCAGUUUGCCCCACGAAGCAGCACUGUGAACUCUCAGGAACCUUACAACAUUCUGCCACUGGCCAGCAGUCAGAUCAGGUUCGGAAUAUUGCCUCUCAGCAUGUCAAACACGCGGAAAUCCAAGUCCUCCUCCAGGGGGCCGGACGUUUCUCAGAACCUGAGAUUCUGAGAGUGACUUCUUCAGGCAAGUUCAUCACAGUGGCUUUCUGCCUGGGUGUGUUUUGGUUUAUUUAGUGCCAUGGCAGUGUGUGUGCACUUCAAUAAUUCUUCCUAUUUUUUAUCUUGGCUCAUGCUGGAAACAGUAGAAUGGCCUUGGAAUCCAUAAUGUCAAAUUCUCUGCUUUGGCUCCUAGAAUAACUUCUGAUCAAACUCAACAGAAUAGUUUCACAGACCAACAGAGACGGUGCAACCUGUAUGAUUGAACCACCGGAUACAAACAUUGUAACAGUUCAAGUCAGGAAUCAUCAGUAACAUCUGACUCAUUGCUCAUUUUUUUUGAUCGGCCAAAAUAUUCUGACCACCUGCCUUUUAGCUAUUAAACCUUCAUGCCCUACCAAGAAAACAGGGA
Messenger RNA from Girardinichthys multiradiatus, 2757 nucleotides. Its product is annotated as conserved oligomeric Golgi complex subunit 1-like. The record is from RefSeq and is a predicted model, not a curated record. Gene Ontology annotation, cellular component: Golgi apparatus; COG complex. Bases 550 to 2358 code for a protein of 602 amino acids. The transcript has 10 exons. Lineage: Eukaryota; Metazoa; Chordata; Actinopteri; Cyprinodontiformes; Goodeidae. Gene Ontology annotation, biological process: intra-Golgi vesicle-mediated transport.